GAGGGAAAAUAAGGGAAAAAAAGGAGCCAACUCAUCUGACAAACAGUGGGCCAAAGAAAGGGGAAGAGCAGGAGCAGCAGUGUCCAGAAGGAGUGGAAAAUCAAAGUUGGAGAAGAAAAGGAGAAGUGUAAAGACGACAGGACAGAGAGAGAAAAGAAGCCUGAGAGUCUGUACACAAAUAAAAAGUUUUUAGGCUGCCAAACAAAAGAAGAAAGAAGGGGGUUGAAGCAGAGAGGGCCCCAACAUUGACAGAGAGAACAGGAUGUCGACGCUACCAUCAGAAAACAGCAUUGAAGAUGCCAGCAAUCGCAGCUUCUGGAUGCCUGGGAACUACCAGCCCUCUGUGAAGCGAACAGAAGAUGCCUUCCAGGCCUGUAAUGACAUCGUGGCGUGUUUCCAAGAGAGAGCUCGUGUGGAGAGGCAGUACGCCCAGCAGCUCAGUGAAUGGAGCACCAAAUGGAAACCAGUAGUGGAUUCCAGUCCUCUGUACGGAUCUCUUCUGAAGGCUUGGCAGUGUUUUCUGUCCUCGGCUGACCGGCUGGCCUCCUUACACGCCUCCAUCUGUCGCUCCCUGGUGUCGGAGGAUGGAGACCGGGUCAGGACCUGGCAGAAGGACUCCUUCCACAAGAAGUUAUUUGGAGGCUUCAAGGAGUCCCAGGACAUUGAGACGGGCUUUACACGUGCUCAGAAGCCGUGGGCCAAGCGACUUAAAAAGCUAGAUAAAGUUAGGAGGGCAUACCAAAAAGUUAGCCGAAAGGAGCAUGCAGCGAGGGAGCGAGAUUUACACGCUCAGGGAAACCCGGACGUCGCCAUUGACAAACAGAAGAAGAUCCAGGAGGACAGAGAGCUGGUUCAACAGGAGGCAGAGAAAGUUCGUGCCCGCUAUGAGAAAGUCCUUGAGGAGGUGAACCGCUACGUUCCACGCUACAUGGAGGAAAUGGAGUCCAUCUUUGAUCAAUCGCAGGACGAAGAGCGCAAAAGGAUUGUCUUCCUCAAACAGGCCUUACUGUCCAUCCACAAACACCUGGACAUUACUAACAAUGAGAGUGUGAGGGCUGUGUACAAUGAGCUCCACAACACACUGAUGUCCAUCGAUGAGCAUGAGGACCUUCGCUGUUGGAAAAAUACCUACGGGCCCGGCAUGCCCACUGACUGGCCUCAUUUUCAGGAAUGGAUACCUGAGAAGAAAACCAAAAAAGGGAAAAAAGAAGUAGAAAAGAAAGGAACAAUAGAGAAGAGUGUGAUGAUUGGAGGAGUGAAAGUAAGAGCUCUGUAUGAUUAUGUUGGCCAGGAGACAGAUGAGCUGUCCUUUAAAGCAGGUGAAGAGUUUUUGAAGAUUGAGGAUGAGGAUGAUCAGGGCUGGUGUCGGGGGAUAAACGAUGGUGGGUGUGAGGGGCUUUACCCAGCAAACUAUGUGGAGAUGGUGUAGUUAGUGCAUGUAGACUGAAAAUGAAAGAUCUACAUACUUCAUUAUAUCAUGGUAAUUCACAACCUGGUAUAACAUCCAAAUGUCAGAAACAUAAAACCAAUGCUGUCAAACACCAAGUAGCUGUUAACCAAAGAUCUGGUCUGUGGAGGAGUAUGAUCACACGUAUAAGGAUAUUUUAGCAAACAGAGAAAUAAAAAAACUACCAAGGUUGUGUUAUCUCUUGAAGGAUUUUAAGAAAUGUUUUAAUAUAUAUAUAGAACGCAUAGAUAAUUUGUAUGGAGCCCUAUGAUAACAAUGCUUUAAUGUAUAAAAUUGCUCUUAUGGUACAUUUUAAAACUAGCCUUUUGGUGCUGAAAUUGCUUUACAGGACUGCGUUUUUUCCCUUGAACUGUUUUUAUUUCCUUGCACAUCAACACAUUGCUAUUAUAAUGCCCACAAAGCCUCAAUAUAUGAAGAAAGUGACGCUAAUACUGUGAUGAAGCACACUUUGAGUGACCUGUGUUUCUCUUCUGUUUAUCAGUGUUUAAAGAAACAGUUCAGCAUUAUUCAUAAUACUGUUGUUUUCUGUAAAACACACAGUAAAUGUGCUCAGUUUCUCUAUGUGUCAGGUACAGGGGGGAUCUCCUAGCUUAGCAUCAACACUCAUUCCAGGAACCAUGAUGCUGUCUUAUUUUUUAUCUUGUUAACUUAAAGUAACUAUAAUCAAUAUGUUCCACUUGCACAUGUUAUUACACCCCUCACUUCUACAGAACUUUAUUGGAUAAUUCAGGCCUUUGUUUUGGUUUUCUGCCUGCAAGCUUUUGGUUCAGUCCCACCACUCUCAUCAGGGUUGUUUUCAGCUAAAGCAGGCAGCUGCUUUCAGUGAAAAUUAUAAAAAGCAUAAAAACAACACCUGUGGAGCUCUGCAGACCAAGGCUCAGGGGGAAGAGCGGGUUGUCCGUUACAUGCAGGCUUGGUGGUUCAAUCCCACACUAAAUCUCACAAUAUUUACCGAUAGCCCUAAUGCCCUUGCAUGGCAUUUUCACCAACAGCAAGCUGUUUUUAAAGCAUUCUAUCCAAUAACAUAGAAAACUGUUAUAUAAACGCUGGUUAUUUAUAAUUUUUUCAACCGUGAUGGAAAGAGGCUAGGAGUUUCUCCCUGUUUCCAGGAUUUGUAUAAAGCCAGAACCCACUCUCUAUGCAUUUAUUUCCGAGACUAAACACGUCUAAGCAUUAAGAUGCUUUGCCAAACAGGACCCAGGUUUCAACAUGUCCCAGACGUAGCGCUAUCUCUGCACACAAUGUUUAGUGAUGAAACUGAUAUUAACGCCAAACAUUCAUAUUUCUUAGCAUGUAAGACUGUUCCUUAAAGAUAAGUACUUAUGAACAAAUACUUUCUGUCUGUAAUCAUCUGUUGCUGUAUUGCAUGUAUAAUGCUUAUCAUGGCAGGCAUCUUUACCAAAGCAAGGAAACGGUUUGCCUUCCUCUUGUCUGAGCAUUCGUCAGUAGACUUUCUGUGUAUGAGCUUUGUGUUCAGCUAUGCAUUUUCAGCUGCCUGUCUUUUGGAAAUAAAUUUGCAAAACUG
Notothenia coriiceps (black rockcod) is the source of this 2993-nucleotide messenger RNA. Its product is annotated as protein kinase C and casein kinase substrate in neurons protein 3. Gene Ontology annotation, molecular function: phospholipid binding; protein binding. Gene Ontology annotation, cellular component: endosome; cytoplasm; plasma membrane. Bases 263 to 1429 code for a protein of 388 amino acids. Gene Ontology annotation, biological process: plasma membrane tubulation; regulation of endocytosis; cytoskeleton organization. Lineage: Eukaryota; Metazoa; Chordata; Actinopteri; Perciformes; Nototheniidae. The record is from RefSeq and is a predicted model, not a curated record. The transcript has 10 exons.